GGAGGAAGAACGAGAGUUUGACAAUCUCAGUUCGUGAUCUCACGUCGCUCGAGAAUAUCGUUCAGUGCCUUAUCGUUAUCAUUUUUCCUACGAGCCGACUCGACGAGAUCGUCACUGAAUUACGGACAGUAACCACGAAAAGCCGCAACAAUAAAUUCAAACAUGUUCCUCGAGAGAGUUUGCCUAAUCUCAGUCGUCUUCGCCGUUACUUUCGCGGCUCCGAGGAUAUCCGGGUCGAUACCAUCGUGGCAUCUACCAUGCGGAGAACUCAAUUUGCAAGCUGUCCCUCUGAAAAACCUCGAGGACGAAAUGAAAUCCAGCCUGGAGAAUCUUAGUCUGCAACAUCAGCUGACGAUGAGCGACUACUUGAAUCGAGAUUACGAAUACCUGUACGAGAGAGUUAGGAUCGGCGUAGAUGAUCAUCAGUACAUACCUAACUGGGUACCCGGCAAGAAGGACGUGAAUCUUGUAAGAAAACUGGCCGACAGUGAUACUUCAAUGAUUGUUAACCAUUACCCAAAGUUGCACAUGGAUCUUCAGAAAUUCGCCGUGGCGUUCGAGCAACUGAUCGAGGACGAGCCUAAUUCCCAAAUUCUCAAAGCUCUUAAGGCGACUCAAUCAUACUUAACAAUGAUGUUAUGCGAGGUCGAAAGCAACAUUAUCUCGUUGCCAUCCAUACGACUCCCGACACGCGUGGAACGAAGCAUCAUGAGCCACACCGAACGAAACCCAGUCGAUGAGACGCGGAGGCUCAUCAGGGACUGGGGUGUAGUUCUUAAAUACCGAGACUACUUACAUGCUUGGAGGCACGUAUUCAACUAUUAGAGAAGAGGAAAAGAAGUACCCGACUGUUGUCAGCAGGUCAUCGAUCAUUCUCAUUAGAAGACGACACAAGGAAGAUGCAUCAGACUAGCGGGAAACAUAUGCCGACGUAUAAAUUGAUUUAGCACCUGCCACGACUGUAACCAUAAAACCGCGUCAGUAUCUGCAUAACGGCGCGGUAAACGUUAAAGCUAUUGACAAUAAUCGCUGGUCGGAUGGCGAUUAUUGCAAAAUUUGCGGAGACUAUGAAUGUGCCUUAUGAUCCGUGCUAAUUUCUCAAAAUUAUUUAUUGAAGCAAUUAUUUAUUAUCGCGGCUCACGAUUGAACAUAUAGCGCAUAGUAUUUAUUCUUACGUGUAGCAAAUUAUUUAUUUGGUUUAUUAAUUAUUUAUUUAUUCGGAUCGAUAGUACCUUCAUUAAUUGUACCUUCUGAGAGGUACCCUGUAACCGGUAUCAAUUUCUAAGAUUCUCGGUUGCAUUUUGUGAUAAUCAGUCACGACGAUAAUCGUAUUUGUUGUAUCUUUGUGACAAGUGAUCACUCGUAGAUUAUUUAUGAAAGACAUUAUUUAUAGAAAGAACGAUUUUUAUUUCGCGCAGUAUUAUAUAUUUAUAACUCAAGUAAGAUGUAAUAUAUGUA
Messenger RNA from Vollenhovia emeryi, 1458 nucleotides. RefSeq lists its product as uncharacterized. Bases 163 to 825 code for a protein of 220 amino acids. The transcript is spliced from 2 exons. NCBI's taxonomy places the organism in Eukaryota, Metazoa, Arthropoda, Insecta, Hymenoptera, Formicidae. The record is from RefSeq and is a predicted model, not a curated record.